Chelonia mydas (Green sea turtle) is the source of this 4980-nucleotide messenger RNA. It is a transcript of the gene CSDC2, whose product is annotated as cold shock domain containing C2. Gene Ontology annotation, biological process: regulation of mRNA stability. Gene Ontology annotation, cellular component: cytoplasm. The record is from RefSeq and is a predicted model, not a curated record. Gene Ontology annotation, molecular function: mRNA 3'-UTR binding. The transcript has 5 exons. Lineage: Eukaryota; Metazoa; Chordata; Testudines; Cheloniidae. The coding region runs from base 392 to 853 and encodes 153 amino acids.
UGUUGUGUGUGGGAGGGGAGGUGAACAUAUAUAGGAAGGGUGGAGGGGCCGUCUUAGGCCACAGGAUCAGACAGGAGGGAGGCAACGCUGUUGCUGGGGCACAAACCAGCCUGGGGGAUCGAGACUUGGAUCCAGCAAGAGUCUGGCAGAAGCAGAGGAGACCAUUUCUCCAGUUUGUCCAGAUCAUACGUCUUUCUGAAGAGCCACCUGACAUCAGCAGGCAUAGAGGAGUUUAAAAUCUGCAUUGAAACCUUUACAAUGGGAAACUAGAGAGAGAAACUACUUCUUCCGUCUGGGCAAGGUUGAAGUAAGAGCCAAAAUUGUGAGCUUGCUCUCUCCUUCCUGUUGCCACUCUCCCCUCCAAACGACGGCUCAUCCUGCCAGCCACGCCAUGUCGUCAGACCCAACCACCCCUCCGACAGUCCCAACCCUCCACUCCCCGAAGUCGCCUGUCUGGCCCACCUUCCCCUUUCACCGGGAGGGAAGUCGGAUCUGGGAGAGGGGCAAUCUUCUCCUCCGGGACCUGCCCAGCCCCCUCCCCACCAAAAGAACCAGAACAUACUCUGCGACAGCUCGUGCCUCCGCUGGCCCUGUCUUCAAGGGCGUCUGUAAGCAGUUCUCGCGCUCCCAGGGCCACGGCUUCAUCACUCCAGAGAACGGCACAGAGGACAUAUUUGUACACGUGUCUGACAUCGAGGGGGAGUACGUCCCCAUGGAAGGAGACGAGGUCACAUACAAAAUUUGCCCCAUUCCACCCAAGAACCAGAAGUUCCAGGCUGUGGAGGUGGUGCUCACCAACCUGGCCCCGCACACAAAGCACGAGACAUGGUCCGGGCAAAUAAUUGGAUCCUAGGCUUCGGGUGGAGUCUACAUGAGCUAGCUCAGUCUGGAGGCGGGGUGGGGGUGGGGACAGGGACAAAGUCUGGGACAGCUGGCUUGUGUGGGAGAGGGGUGGGAUCACAUUUCUUGUUUGCAAAGUGACAUGUAGCCGUAUCCAUUCUGUGUCUUUUAUAAGAUUACAUCCUUGUUUGUAACUGUGUCUUCUUGAGGGCGGAGGGAGAGGCAGAGCUGCUUUGGGGCAGAUUCCCACUUUCCUACAUGUCAUGAGCUCAUGUGGUCUCUCCUCAGGGACAUGUGCAGAAGCGCCCGCUUUGUGUUGGGAGAGGAGAGGUGUGAACCCAGCAGGAGUUGAUGUCCAGUUUAUCCUGCUGCCCAUGCUAUCCAAACUCACCACUCUUCCCUGAUCCCAACUCCUUCAGGAAGCUCCAAAUCCCCCAUGCAGGGGGCCAGGACAGCCAGAGUUUUGACCCCCUCAACUUCUUCAAAGCAGACGCUAAGGAGAGCCAGGGGGAAUGAGGGGUGGGUGGCAAUAUCCCUGGAGAGAGUGGGCAAGGAGGCACUCAUCAUUUGAGGGGCAGGGCAGCCCCACAGAGUCUUAAAGAAGCAUGUAGAUUGAAAGCUCCAGUUCGGGAUUCUAGAGUCUUUCCUGGGACUCUCUCACCUGGCAAGAGAUAGAAUCUAUUCCCCCUCCAGCCAGUGAGGGGAGAGAAGAGGCAAAAUGGAGUGUACCUCCCCCAGGUCAUUUUAUACACCCGCCUGCUGGCUCUGAGCAGCUGCAGAGUGAACAGCUGUGCUCCAUGGGCUCUGGAUCUGGCCACUGCUCCAGUGAGCCUCAUUUGCACCCCCUUUGCCUGUAAUUCCCCCAAAUACUGGCAUCCUGAGCCUGGGGAGUAAGAAUAUACCAAUAGGGUGUUUUUUUUUUUUUUUUUUUUUAAGGCAAUGGAAUGUACCACUAUGCGGGGGGAAGGGGGAGUCUUAAAAUAUGAAUUAAGUCUCUCUCCCCACAACCCUUCCCUCAGGUCCCCACACAUUUGAUUGAGAUUUGCCAAAUCUCAUUAGUGUGGAGGGAGAUGUCCUAAAAACAAUGAGGUUAGCUUUGAAAACCUCUUCCUGUCCAGAGUGCGAGGAGACUUUGGCUCUAUUCUGCAUAAACUCACUGUGGGGCUUUGGACAAGUCACUUAGGUAGCAGACUCAGAAGCGAUCUCUGAUUCUUAUUUCGUGGUGCUUUAGUUUUCAGUGGCCCAAUUUGAAUCAUCUUGGAUCUGACAUUCUGAGGUGCUGAGUAUCCACAGUCCCCAAUCACUUCAUCUGGAGUUGUGGGUGUGCAGCAUGUCUGCAAAUCAGGGCCUAGGUGUCUCAGUAUAUGCUUUUCUGAACCUUAAUCUCUCUGCCUCCAUUUCCCCAUUGGGACGAUGAAGUCUGUUCUCCCUCAGUCCUACCCAUUUUGAGGCCUGCGCUUCGUAGGUCCACUAGAAGUGCUAGUUGGUAUUUACAGUCUUACUCAUACUCCUUUAUAAAUCUUCCUCCUUCAGAUGAUCACAGGUCAAACAGCCCUGUAUAGACGUUUGUGUGGUGUUUAUUGUUGUGUGGGUGUGUGUGGAGAGAGAUCAGGAAAGAGCAUAACAAACCAAGAAGGCAAUGGGAAUAAAUCUAGACUCUAGUUAUUGAUGUCCUGUCCAGUCAUGCAGACUCACCAAAUUGUAGGCUAGACGCUGUCUUUAAUCCUCAAAAGAGUGGUCCUCACUAGCUACAUAGCUAGAUAAAUAGUUUCCUGCUUUAGAUUAAGUUGAUUAACUUAUUUAAGCAAUUUAAUUGAAUAAAUCUUUGCAAAUGCAAAAUGUAAGAUUUUUCUUUUUUAGGAGGCACUCUUCUCAAGUUUCCUCUAGCCACAACAAGUGGUACAUUCUGGUUCCUGCUCCCACAUCUCACACACACACACAAAAGCCCAUGGUUUGUUCCUGUCCUUGAGUGUCCUAGUUGUUGUAGCAACUCUCUCUGUCUCUGAGAACCCGUGGAUUUACAUGGCAUAAUUGCUGUGGUUGCUAUGGUACCAUGGUGUGCUGUACGUACAGGUCACGCUCUCUAGACAGGAUGGGGAGGAUUGUGCCAGGGGGUGACUUGGGCUUGAUGGCUGAAGAAGGAACUCUUAAUAUCCUGAUCACACACAGCACUAUAGAUGCUGCAGAUGAAAAAGACCUGCUAGGUUCACCCCCCCCCCCCCCCCCCCCCCCCCGGCUGGUGAUUUUUGCACUGAUAAUGGAUGGAUAGCAGAGCAGCGGUCUGGGCUGGUAGCUAUUGCUGUAUGCUGCUGCAUGGCCAGAGACCUGGGGUUGAAGACCCCUCUGCACUUCCGCAGUGUUUAGAGGUGUUGCAGGUGAAGAAGCACUUUUCUUUGGAUGGAGCUGACCUGAGUUUUGGGCUACAGCUCCCCUCCCCUCUUGUUAACGUAAAUUCCCUUUGCGUAUGUUUGUGUUGCUGGCUGUGGGGUGGGAAGCGAGGGAGAUGGAGGAAAGGCAUAGGUGGCCGUAUGUUCUCAGGGGUAGUAGUCUAGUGGGCUAUGCAGUAAUUCAUGGUGGGAAUUCAGCUGCCUAGGUGUGUCUCCUCAGUCACUGCUUCCUCCAGUUAUAGUACGUGGGUAUCUCUGGGCACCUCCCCCUGGGGCACACAGGGUUACUGCUACAACAUAACCUUAAUUUCUGGUCUUCCUAUAAGUAUCCUGAGGAGGCAAAUCUUCCAAUGCAGCUUGUCAGGAGAGGGGAGGGGCUCUGCGUGUAGGGCGUGGCUGCUAUGAGCUUGCAUAUUAUUGGCAGGCUGAGGCCCAUUCCAGUGUAAGCACAGGUGUCUUGACCGGGGGUUUAGCCAGGGCUGCAACUCUUUGUGCACUGAUACUAUCUACUCCUCAACCUGAAUCAACCCUUCGGAGACUCUGUAACUGAACACGUCCUCCUGAGGCCUUAUUUGGGCUGGUCCUCUGGAAAAUGCCCGCAUCCCAGGGGUGAAGAAGCUGGAGCGGAGUGGACGUUGCCCAGACAUAGCAACAACAGUGGCGUGAGGGGUGAAAUCAGUUUUGCUGAGUGGCAGGGUGCCCUUGGAUGGGCUGCCAGGUCCAGAGAGUGAAAGCACCUGUGCACGAGCAGCACCUGUGUUAGAAGAGGGGGCAACGCUGCCAAGUGGCUUUGUAUGGUGGUUAGAGGGCAGUGUUUUCCCCGCUCUUGCUUCUGGUACCAUGGGAGCGCGGAUUCUGCCGUAACUCUCUGAGAGGGGACCCCAUCCUGCCAGGACUUUGCUGAAGCCUAAAAUGCCUGACCCUGGUAUGCUUUGGAGCCUGGCCCAAUAUCCACGCACAGUUGAGGUAUCUGGUGAGAUCAGUGGCCCAUCAAGUCUGGUUGGUUCAGCAGCCCGCCUUUCAUUUCCCCUACCCAAAUGGGUUCAGGCUGUGCCACUACUAUUCCGUGGGUGCAGUGUUACGCUCCCAGGAGCAAAGGGGAAACUCCUUGUGAGUCACAACAGCCUUCCUAGCCUGCCCUUUGAAGCUGAACUGUUCAAGGAUGGGGGGUUGUUUACAGCCCCAUCCUACUGCCACUGAAGUCAAUGGCAACCCUUGUAUUGGCGCUGCUGGGAGUGGGAUCUGGCCUAUCAGAGUGAUUCAUAACAGGGCUUAUUAACUCCUGGAACCCAUUGGGCUGUGAGCUCCUGCCCGCGUGCGUGAGACAGAAGCAGAGGAAGGAAUGCUGUAGUCUGCUCAUCUCAUGCAACAUCUGCCUCCGCCCUUGAGGGCAAACUAAUCAGGGGACCAGGUUAUUCCCUCUUCCUCACUGGAGGCUCUGUCCUGAAUGCUGAGGUAGCUCCACCACAUCCUCACUGCUGUUCUUUGGUUAUCAAGCUUAAAACAGCAGCAGCCACCCAUGUCUUCUCCCGGUGGAGCAACAAGUGCCAGAAACUGCAGCUCCGUCUCCCAUCUCUCCUAGAACGGGCAGCUGGCUUGGCCAUGACCAACUCUUUGGUUCUUUUGGAAGUAAACUAAAAUCUUAGAAGUGUUUUUUGUGUUUUUUACAACUCUGGUGUGGUUCCUGCCUGUCUGACCUUGUGUCAACUUCUGUAACACUGGCAAUAAACCAUUGAAAGUGACUUUCCCAUGA